Molecule: messenger RNA, 4753 nt
Organism: Rhodofomes roseus
Lineage: Eukaryota; Fungi; Basidiomycota; Agaricomycetes; Polyporales; Fomitopsidaceae
Product: SNF2 family N-terminal domain-containing protein
Exons: 11
Coding region: 228-4580 (1450 amino acids)
Biological process (GO): positive regulation of transcription by RNA polymerase II
Cellular component (GO): nucleus
Molecular function (GO): ATP-dependent chromatin remodeler activity; ATP binding; histone binding
Source: RefSeq, a predicted model, not a curated record
GCGCGGAGUCCGGAAGCGAACGCGACUCGACGCGCUGAAUGGGGACGCGUCGAGUCACGUGUGCCAACAGCGGAGUGGCCGGAAAGGGAAGGGAGGGGUGGCGGUGUGUUUGUCAGCGCUUGCCUUUGUCCUGGACUUUCACUUGACGCCGAACCGGCUUCAGCAGCACUCGGGCUAGGUUCACGAGAUCUGCGCGACGCGACCGAGUCGCGACAACACGCGAAGCCAUGGCCGCGCCAAACGUCGUCAACCCCCAGCUCGCCAACGCCCAGCCCUACCUCAACGGCAACAGACAACCUUCUCGCCCCCAAUUUACUCGCGAGCAGAUACAGGGACUUGUUCGCCGCGCACAUCUUCUGAAAGAGCAGGGCGCCACAGUCGAGACGUCUCCAGAAUAUGCAAAGAUAUAUCACUUCCUCCAACAAAUACAGCAGCCGCAACUACAGAAUACAACCCUUCCCGACCACAGCCAACCUGGACUAAACGGUCAUGCGUCGACCUCCAGCCUCACGAACGGCAACACCAUCCCCAACGGCAACACACUCACGAAUGGCGCCGCGCCUGCCCAGCCCUAUCCUCAAGCCCCGAGCACUCCCGUCUCCUUCACGCCGGAGCAAAUCGAGGCUCUGCGCGCACAGAUCCAAGCAUUCAAGAUGCUUAUGCGCAACAAGCCCGUCCCCGAAGCGAUCCAGCAGGCAAUGCGCCUGCCGAACCAGGUCGUGCCAGACCUGCAGAAGCUCCUCCAGAGCGGGGGCAUCGAUGCUCGAGUCAUCGACAGCGCCGUGAAGGUCCACAAGAGCGCCACGCCUGGCGUGAUGGACUCAACGUCGACAGAGCCAAUGGUGGAGGAGAUCAAGGCCGAGGACAUGGACCUCAGCGGCGUCGACGUGCCCAAGGGUCCGUUCCUCGAGGACGACGUGGACUCGGGGGUCUACCCGUACAACGCGUACUCACAUCCGUUUGACCAUCUCAUGCUCGACAGUGACGCUCCGCUCACGCAAUGGGCGACCCGGCUACAGCGGCUUUUGAUCCCGACUCUCAUGCCGACGGGACUUGACCCGCACCAAAUCAUUGCUGAGCGCAACCGGUACGUGGACGCGCGCAUCGAGCAGCGGAUACGGGAGUUGGAGGAGCUGCCCGCAACGAUGGGAGAUGGAGGCAUGGACAGUGUUGUCGACGACAUGAUCCGCGACGAGAAGGAGAAUACCAUGGGCGGCGACGACCUCGCGCACCUUGCACACCCAAGCCCGAACGCACAAGGCAAGCUGCGCGCGCUGAUUGAGCUGAAGGGUCUCCGCGUACUCGACAAGCAACGGCAAAUGCGGGCGCUGGUCGCGGAGCGGCUCACGCACGGGUCGAUGCUGCCGCUGAACCGGGCAGACUUCCGGCGAACGCGCAAACCGACGAUCCGAGAUGCGCGCAUGACGGAGCAGCUCGAGCGGAAACAGCGCGUCGACCGGGAGCGGCGGGCGAAGCAGAAGCACGUCGAGCAGUUGUCGGUCAUCUGUGCGCACGGGAAGGAGGUGAUCGCGAUGAACCGCUCUGCGCAGGACCGCAUAACGCGGCUUGCCAAGGCCGUGCUCUCACUGCACACUCACACCGAGAAGGAGGAGCAAAAGCGUAUCGAGCGUAUCAGUAAGGAGCGUCUGAAGGCGCUGAAGGCGGACGAUGAAGAGGCAUACAUGAAGCUCAUUGAUACGGCGAAGGAUACGCGUAUCACCCACCUCCUGCGCCAGACGGAUACCUACCUGGACUCACUUACGCAGGCCGUCAUGGAGCAACAGCAGGAUGGGGACGUCAUCAUUCCAACGACGGCGUACGAAGAUGACCCGACCACUGAGGCCACCUUCGGCGCGCAGCAGUUCGAAACUGGGCCCGAAGACAGGAGUAAAAAUGACUACUACGCUGUCGCGCACAGGAUUAAGGAGAAGGUUACGCAACAGCCAACUAUGCUGGUCGGUGGGACGCUCAAGGACUAUCAGUUGAAGGGUCUCCAGUGGAUGGUGAGCCUGUACAACAACAAGCUGAACGGUAUCCUCGCGGAUGAGAUGGGUCUCGGUAAAACGAUCCAAACCAUCUCUCUGAUCACCUAUUUGAUUGAGGUCAAGAAGCAGCGCGGACCUUACUUGGUCAUCGUACCGCUGUCUACCAUGACGAACUGGUCCGGCGAGUUCGCGAAGUGGGCACCAAGUGUGAAUAUGAUCUCGUACAAAGGAAAUCCGGCUCAGCGGAAGACCCUUCAGAACGAGCUCAAGUACAAUUCGUUCCAGGUCCUGCUGACGACAUACGAGUAUAUCAUUAAAGAUCGUGCGCACCUGGCACGCAUGAAAUGGGUGCACAUGAUCAUCGACGAGGGUCACCGUAUGAAGAACACUCAGAGCAAGCUCGCCCAGACGCUCACACAGUACUAUCACUCCCGCUAUCGCCUCAUCCUUACCGGUACUCCGCUCCAGAACAACCUGCCCGAGCUGUGGGCCCUGCUCAACUUCGUUCUUCCGAAGAUCUUCAACUCGGUCAAGUCCUUCGACGAGUGGUUCAACACGCCGUUCGCCAACUCUGGUACCGGUGACAAGAUCGAGCUGAACGAGGAAGAGGCGCUCCUCAUCAUUCGGCGUCUUCACAAGGUGCUUCGGCCUUUUUUGCUCAGACGUCUCAAGAAGGACGUGGAGAGCGAGCUGCCUGACAAGGUCGAGAAGGUGAUCAAGGUCCGAAUGAGUGCUUUGCAGUCGCAGCUGUACAAGCAGAUGAAGAAGUACAAGAUGAUCGCGGACGGGAAGGACUCGAAGGGCAAACCCGGUGGCGUCAAGGGUCUGAGCAACGAGCUGAUGCAGCUGCGAAAGAUUUGCCAGCACCCCUUCCUCUUCGAGAGCGUCGAGGACAGGGUCAAUCCUUCCGGUAUCAUCAACGACUCCUUGAUUCGCUCGUCGGGAAAAAUCGAGCUCCUUUCGCGUAUCCUGCCGAAAUUCUUCGCUACCGACCACAGGGUGCUCAUCUUCUUCCAAAUGACGAAGGUCAUGGACAUCAUGGAGGACUUCCUCAAGUACAUGGGCUGGAAGUAUCUUCGUCUUGAUGGUGGGACGAAGACGGAGGACCGUGCUGGACAUGUCGCACAAUUCAACGCACCAAAUUCGGAAAUCAAGGUGUUCAUCUUGUCGACACGAGCUGGUGGGCUUGGUCUCAACCUGCAAACGGCGGAUACCGUCAUCAUCUUUGACAGUGACUGGAACCCACACGCGGAUCUCCAGGCGCAGGACCGUGCUCACCGUAUUGGUCAAACGAAGGUCGUCCGAAUCCUCCGUUUCAUCACGGAGAAGAGCGUGGAAGAGGCGAUGUUCGCGCGUGCCCGUUACAAGCUCGACAUCGACGACAAGGUCAUCCAAGCCGGUCGUUUCGACAACAAGUCCACCCAAGAGGAACAGGAAGAGUUCCUGCGUUCUAUCCUCGAAGCCGACCAAGAGGAAGAGAACGAGGAGGCCGGCGACAUGAACGACGAGGAGAUCAACGAGAUCAUUUCUCGUUCCGAGGAGGAGGAGCGUUACUACCGCGAGCUUGACAUUCAACGCGAACGCGAGGCCCUUGAGGCUUGGAGGGCCGCGGGCAAACGUGGCAAGCCGCCACAGCCGCUCAUCCAGCUGGAGGAGCUACCGGAGUGCUACAGGUUAGACGAGCCAUUCGACACCAAGGAUGACCUCGACGAGUUGGAGGGCCGUGGACACCGGCGGAGAAACAUCGUUAACUACACGGAUGGCCUCAGCGAUGACCAGUGGGCGAUGGCUUUGGAAGAUGGUGAGGACUUGCAGGAGCUUGCGGACCGCACACGCGAGAGGAGAGCGAGCCGUGCUGCGACCAAGGUCACAAGAGAUUUGGAGGACAGUCCUGUGAUUGACGACACGCCGCGCGUGCGGAAAGCCCGCAAAGGCAAAGGCAAGGCCGAGGCCGACGCGACGCCUCUCAACAACAAGCGGAAACGUGGAGCGAAGGCCGCGUCCGUCACGCCGUCGAUUCAGGAUGACGACGAGGAGGAGCGUGAUACGAAACGUCGAAAGACAAAGGCGCCUGAAGUUCCGCCGGUUGUGCGGGACAAGAUGAAGAAGGCGUUUAACGAGAUCUACAAAGCUGUGCUUAACUGCGAGGAUGAGAACGGUCGGAGACGUUGCGAACUCUUCCGAGAAGUGCCCGACAGACGAGAAUAUCCUGACUAUUUCCAGCUCAUCAAACAGCCGAUCGCACUGUCGACACUUCGGAAACGUCUCCAGAGCAACUAUUACAAGAACGUCGCCCACUUCCGAGAAGACUGGGCGCUCAUGUUCAACAACGCUCGAACAUACAAUCAGGAAGGUUCUUGGGUGUACGUCGACGCGGAAGAGAUGGAGAAGGUCUUCAACGCACAGCACGACCGGCUGAUCGUUGGCUCGGGACUCCCGGGUGCCCCCGCAGCGCCGAAUGGAUCAUCGAGUGCGUACGACUCUGCUCUUACUCCCAUGGAUGAGGAUGAGCGAUUACCACUCAAGGGGAAGAGCACGAGGAAGCAGGUCCUCAGUGAUGACGAGUACCUCACAAAUCCAAGCGACGAUGAGUGAUGGUCACGGUCAGGACUCGGGAGGUGCUUUGCGGUUUGUUGAUUGACUUAUUCUCUGCGUACUGUCCGUGUUUGUAUUCUUAGUGUAGCGUAUGUUAGUCGUGCUAUCGGUUAGUUGCCGCCGUUGACUGGAGUAUGGGCAUGGAAUUCGGAGACUGGCGUUCAAUUUCGAAG